Molecule: messenger RNA, 456 nt
Organism: Vicia faba (fava bean)
Lineage: Eukaryota; Viridiplantae; Streptophyta; Magnoliopsida; Fabales; Fabaceae
Source: the annotation of a GenBank genome assembly
AUGUGGGGGCACCAAGAGCAGCGAACACUUCCUACUCCUGACAGUGGAGGGAUCACGGGCCGCUGCACCUCCGGUCCACAACACCUGAUUCCACCUGACAUUCUAUGCAUUUUCUACACUUGGAGAAGCUCUAAAUUCUGGGGGUGCCAGCCACCAAGCAACAAUAAGAUUAUUAGAACAGCCAUGUUAAUUUGUUGUUGUUUUCUAAAUAGAUUCCACCUGACAUUCUAUGCAUUUUCUACACUUGGAGAAGCUCUAAAUUCUGGUGAGCCUAGCCCUUGGAUCACGGGCCGCUGCACCUCCGGUCCACAACACCUGGACUUUAAGAGAAUCAGAACUAAUCCUGACCUUGCAAAUGCAAGGGCAUCCCCAGAAUUCGACCCGUUAUUGAAAAGAUUCCAUGAAUCAUUUAUCAAUGCCAUCAAAUCAAUUUUUGGAAUAUUUAUUAAGAAAUAA